GGUGCUUGGCAAGUUUAAAGAUGAAUAUGCUGGCCGAGCGCCACUUGAGUAUGUAGGCUUACGAUCGAAGCUAUAUGCCUGUAGGUGUUACAAUAGUGAUCCAAAUCAGCUGACAAGUGGAUUGAUAAAGAAAGCUAAAGGAGUGAGGAGACCAAUACUUGGGCGAGAACUCUCAAAAAUGCAUCCAGAUGCUGAACGUUACAUAGGCUUCCAAGACUAUCUAGAUUGUCUAUAUGGUGAUGAGGAUAUCUAUAGAGAACAAGUGAUGUUUGGUACUAGGAAACAUCAGAUCAUGACCCAAGUCAUGAGAAAGAAGGCAUUGAGCAAAGCUGAUGAGAAGAGGUAUAUUCUAGAUGAUGGAAUUACAACUCUUGCACAUGGACAUUACAAGAUCCCCACUCUAGCACACAUUGAUGAGGAGGAUGAGGAGGAGAAUGAGGAGGAAGAGAUGAUUGACUCUCAAGAAAUUCCCAAGGUUCAGGCAGCUAGCAGUACUACAACAGCUAAACGGUUACAUUCCUCAUCACAUGAUGAGCUCAUUGAUAAAGUCAAUGAGUCAGGAAGCAGUACUAUCCCUGCUAAACGGUCAUGUCCCUUAUCAAAUGAUGAGCUUGCUGAUAUGAUCAAUGACUAUAAAAUAGAUGGUGAUGCAUCUCAGUAUAGCAUACUGAGAAAAUUGCUUGAAAAGUGACGUCAUACCUCAUGCCAGGAAGUGUCAACAAAUCCACUGUGCAUACAAUCUGCGCACAUGUCUUCACCCUACAUUCACAUCGCAAGACUUUUUGGAAGCGGUCAUCAUCAGUUGAGGUCUUUGCACCGUGCUGUAAAGACGCCGCCCAUCACC
Molecule: messenger RNA, 844 nt
Organism: Nilaparvata lugens (brown planthopper)
Lineage: Eukaryota; Metazoa; Arthropoda; Insecta; Hemiptera; Delphacidae
Exons: 2
Coding region: 179-691 (170 amino acids)
Source: RefSeq, a predicted model, not a curated record